ACAGGCUCUGGAAAGAGAGUGUCUCGUGGCCUGAAGCAGCUCUUUCACUCCAGCAGCCGGAGUGUGUGUCGUCUGCAGAGAGGAGUGUACCUGUCCUGCGUCCUCUACCAGAAGGACGGUGUGGUGUUGUGCAGUGAUGAUCAGCUCCCCCUGGUGGAGGUUCAGAGCUGCUCCACAUCCAUCACGCAGGACCUGCUGUGGCUCGCCAAGCUGUCGUGUGCGUGGCCGCAGGUGUCUGUGCUCCAGCAAUCCUCCUCUUCAUCUCUGAGCUCGUCUUCAUCUCUGCUGCAGAACAGACUGAGCUUCCUCCGGGCCGUUGCUCAGCUGCAGGCCUGGCUCGGCUGUGUGGAUCUGGGACAGGUGUAUUUCGAGCCGCUGAAAGACAGACAGGGAGCCGUCCUGCUGGUGACCCUGAGAGAGGUCACGACCCCGCUGACCCUGACUGACCCCGCGCUGCACUGGACUCCCAUCAGCACCCUGGAGCAAAACCAGAGCCGCACACCACUGCUGCCCGAACCCAGCGCUGUAGAGCUGCUACAUACACACCUGAGGGAGAUGUUGUCGUAUCACAGGAGGAGUCUCCAGAGAGCGGCGCCGGGUCUGUAUGUGUGUGUGCUGAAGCUCUGCAGCUCUGUGGAUCAGCUCAGGGUUCUGGUGCCGCACCGAUUACCCAACAUGCUGUGCCACUCACGCGUGAGGAACUGUCCACACGUCACACGAGAGGAGUGGGCGUGGCUACAGAGACAUGGAGUGGGUGGAGCUUGUGAUGGUCCAGAGGGCGAAGACCAGUGUGUGAUUGACAGCUCAGGUGUUGAGCACUUUGUGAAGGAUCUGAGAUCUGCAGUGACUCAAUUAUUCACUAAACUCAACGUCCCGCUGCACAGGGCGUGUGAGUACCGUGUCUACACACAGGAGCUGGUGCGGGCUGGAGAUCAGCUCUCUCUGAUCAUUCUUCUUCCUCCCAGUGAGGACUGCAGGAGCGACCGAUGGAGGAGUGACGCCCAGCGCUUCACACUCCCCCUACACAUCUUUGAGCUCGUGCAUCUGUGUGUGUACGAGCAGCAGCUGCUGUCUCUGUACUGUGAGGCGUGGCUCAGACUGGAGCUGGACGUGUGUGUGUGGCAGCAGACGCUCAGAGAAGCUCUGGACAGCAGAGAGACGGCGGACGCAGAGGAGAGACUCACGCACACCACACAGCUCACACAGAGUCUGUCCUCUCUGUGGCGGGAGAGCCGGUGGCUGAUGGAUGUCAUUCAGGUGCUGCGCUCCAAACACUGUGAGGGGGCGGUGCCUCUGGGGCGGGUCAUGACCUCUCGACCUCCAAUCACACCAGCCUCUGCAGAAGACUCGCCUCCUUGUUUACAUACAGCAGCCCAGGACAAAGACGCUGCCGGUCAUUUCUGCUCUGAUCUAUUCUAUGGGUCAAAGGUCACUACGUCUGUGAACAUCACAAAUGAGGUCACAAAUGGGGUUAAAGAAAAGCUCACUGACAAAUGUGUAGACAGGGCUACAGACAGGGUCGCAGACGAGGUCACAGACAAAAUUACAGACAAGGUCCCAGACGAGGUCACAGACAAUAUUACAAAUGAGGUCACAGACAAUAUUACAGACGGGGUCACAGAUAGUGUCACAGACAAAAUUACAGACAAGGUCGCAAACAAAAUUACAGACGGGGUCACAGACAAAAUUACAAAUGAGGUCACAGACAAAAUUACAGACAAGGACGCAAACAAAAUUACAGACGAGGUCACAGAUGGGGUCACAGACAAAAUUACAGACGAGGUCACAGAUGGGGUCACAGACAAAAUUACAGUCGAGGUCACAGACAAAAUUACAGUCGAGGUCACAGAUAGGGUCACAGACAAAAUUACAGACGAGGUCACAGAUAGGGUCACAGACAAAAUUACAGACGAGGUCACAGAUAGGGUCACAGACAAAAUUACAGACGAGGUUGCAAACAAAAUUAUAGACGGGGUCACAGACAAAGUUACAGGCGAGGUCGCAGGCAAAAUAACAGACAAGGUCACAGAUAGUGUCACAGACAAAAUUACAGACAGGGUUGCAAACAAAAUUACAGACAGGGUCACAGACAAAAUUACAGACGAGACCACAGACAAAAUUACAGACGUGGUCACAGAUGGGGUCACAGACAAAAUUACAGUCGAGGUCACAGAUGGGGUCACAGACAAAAUUACAGACGAGGCCACAGACAAAAUUACAGACGAGGUCACAGAUAGGGUCACAGACAAAAUUACAGACGAGGUUGCAAACAAAAUUACAGACAGGGUCACAGAUAGUGUCACAGACAAAAUUACAGACAAGGUCACAGACAAAAUUACAGACAAGGUCACAGACAAAAUUACAGACAAGGUCACAGAUAGUGUCACUGACAAAAUUACAGACAAGGACGCAAAGAAAAUUACAGACGGGGUCACAGACAAAAUUACAGACGAGACCACAGACAAAAUUACAGACGAGGUUGCAAACAAAAUUAUAGACGGGGUCACAGAUAGUGUCACAGACAAAAUUACAGACGGGGUCACAGACAAAAUUACAGACGAGGUCACAGACAAAAUUACAGACGGGGUCACAGACAAAAUUACAGAUGGGGUCGCAGACAUGAUUAUAGACGGGGUCACGGACAGGGUUGCAAACAAAUUUACAGACAGUAUGACAGACGGGGUCAGAGUCGGGGUCCUGCACUCACAGUGGUCCUCCUCAGCCUGCCCUCAUGCGAUCGGCCUCCAGCACGGGCACUGGUGUCCUGAACUCUGCCAGUCUCCCUCUGCAGACCCUGAACAGCAGACUGACCGCAGCCCAGACCUGCUGUCUGACAUGAUGGAGCUGCUGCAGCGCCUAGACCUGCUGGGGGACGGCCUGUUAGAGCUGCUGGACCCAGAGCAGGCUCUGCAGGAGCAGGAGAGCCAGAGCGGUGCUGCAGCAGACGGGGCGGUUCAGCUGUCCGCCAGCAGGGGGCGGCCCGUGCGGAGUGUGGUGGAGUGGGUCACUUCAGCACACCAGCAGCCCUGAUCACACUCCAACACACAUCACACACAAGGCCAUGUCCACUCUAAUCCCUUUUGGUUUUCCUCCUCACUGAGAGGGCGCUUUUAGGAUCUUUCUGAAAAGUGGAUGGAUUUGAGAAAGGCAUUUCGGAAGAGGAAAACCGUUUUAGUCGUGACGCAGUCAUGUGACCAAAGCAGGGUGGACGGAGUUGUAGAGCUUUAUUAAAGAUGCAUGUCAGUUUGCACAUGCUCCAUAUUGCCUCUCUUUAAAGGACAGGCGAUGUUCACGUUUAUCUGUGACUCUCAGAGACAGAAAGUUUUUUCCUUUUUUUCCAGCCGAACAUUAAAAACAUUAAAGCCUGA
Messenger RNA from Danio rerio (zebrafish), 3368 nucleotides. The record is from RefSeq and is a predicted model, not a curated record. NCBI's taxonomy places the organism in Eukaryota, Metazoa, Chordata, Actinopteri, Cypriniformes, Danionidae.